This is a messenger RNA of Knipowitschia caucasica, 1785 nucleotides long. Lineage: Eukaryota; Metazoa; Chordata; Actinopteri; Gobiiformes; Gobiidae. The record is from the annotation of a GenBank genome assembly.
AUGUCUGACUUAAGUGAAGUAGCAGUGUAUUCAGAUUCAUCCGAUAUUUGUAAGAAUGUGUUCUGUAACCCUGCGUUUGAGCUCGAGGAAGAGAGGGAGGAGAGAGUGGAGGGAUACAGGACCAGCUCGUCUUCCACACCAGAGCCUCUCAAACCAGCAAAGACCAGUCCUCUCUGGGGCCUGGUUGGAGGGUGUGUGCGGAGGCUGCAGUGUCUGGGCUGUGGAUGGGGGGCGCUGUUGCUCACUGCUGCUGCUGUGCUUCUGCUGGCUGUAGUGGGACUGACCCUGGCUUUCAUACUGACAGAGUUGAAAGAGGAGGUCCUGGAGCAGCAGUGGUCGACCACAAUCUCUACAGAAGUCUUUAUCUCCAGAAGCGACACAACAUCUCAGUCUGCUCCCACUCACAGCAGCCGGUCACAAAGCACCACUGCUGCAGCCGUAACACAGACCCCCACCACCGAGACCAGCUGUGGAGGCGUCCUGACAGAUGCGGAGGGCAGCUUCACGUCCCCUAACCACCCCGGCUCGUACCCUCCCAACUCCUUGUGCGUGUGGGUGAUUCAUGCUGCUGCCCCGGCCCUGGUGCAGAUCCACUUGGGGGACAUGUCAGUGGAGGGUCCGUCUCCCUGUCUGUUCGACUGGCUCCAGGUGCAAGAGCAGAUGGAACAUACCUCCUUUGUCACCAGGUUUUGUGGAAACGUGGCCCCUCCGACUGUGAACAGCAACAGCAGCACAGUGUGGGUGACUUUCCGCUCAGACAGCAGCAUCUCAGGAACCGGCUUCAUCGCUCACUACAGAGCUGUUUUACCCGGAGGCCAGAGUUGCUCCAGAGAUGAGUUCAUGUGUGACGGUGGACGCUGCCUGCUCCCGGUGUCUGUGUGCGAUGGACAUCCUCACUGUGACGACCAGACGGACGAGGACAGCUGCAGCCACAAACACAGCGAUUGCGGAGGGCAGAAAACAGGACCAAACGGUUUCAUAGCAAGUCCCAACCACCCACUGCUAUAUCCUCAUCGACAAUUGUGCAUUUGGCAGAUCUCCGUCGCAGAGGGACAUGUGGUCACGCUGAGCUUCAGGAACUUCAGCCUGGAGCCUCACAACACGUGCGAGUUUGAUUAUGUGGAGCUGCACGAUGGAGCCGACAUAAGAGCCAGAGUUUUGGGAAGGUUUUGUGGCAGCUCUGUUCCUCCAAACAUCACCUCCUCAGGACCCCACAUGACUCUGGUGUUUGUGGCCGACGAUGGACUGACCGACAGUGGCUUCAAUGCUUCGUACCAGGCUGUGUCCCUCUUAGAAAGGACUUGUGGACCGGAGCAGUUUGCGUGCGGCUCAGGAGAGUGUCUCCAGAGGCAGUGGCUUUGUGACGGGUGGAACGACUGCUCUGACGGAGAGGACGAGCACCACUGCGGCAACUCCACCUUCCCCCCUUUCAGCUCGUCCUGUGAAGUCAUAGAGGUGGAGAUGUGUCUGGGUCUGAGUUAUAACCUCACCUCGUUUCCAAACAUCUGGUUGUCCAUCGCUGACCAGACGGAGGCGGCCUCACUGCUGCGUCACUACCAGGUGCUGAAGGAGCUGGCCUGUUUUGAGUCCUUCAGGAGGCUUCUGUGUGGGAUGUUUGUUCCCCACUGCAGUCCACUAGGGGGCGUGGUUCAGCCGUGUCGCUCCGUGUGCACCGAGGCCGAGCAGCGGUGCAGUCACGCCCUGGACACGCUCUCCUUCAGCUGGCCCUUUAACUGCGAUCUGCUGCGGGACUCACGGCAGACCAUGGAGUGCUCUGUGCCCUAA